Rhodamnia argentea is the source of this 1295-nucleotide messenger RNA. RefSeq lists its product as uncharacterized. The record is from RefSeq and is a predicted model, not a curated record. The coding region runs from base 245 to 826 and encodes 193 amino acids. The transcript has 3 exons. NCBI's taxonomy places the organism in Eukaryota, Viridiplantae, Streptophyta, Magnoliopsida, Myrtales, Myrtaceae.
GUCAGGCCGUACAAUUUUACCCAAAAAAGCACAUAAAGACGAGCGAAUCAGUCGGUGUUGGAGGAGACGCUGAUCAGAAUUAGGUGCGAAGAUAUAUAAAGGAGACCGCGACGAGAUCGGGGUUCGCUGUCGCUUUGAGGAAGGCUCGAUCUCGUCUUCGCGAUCCGAGUCUGCUCCUCCACUUGCGACUCGCGUGAUCCCCGAUCCUCCGCCGCGGGGCGGACGAAGCACUGCCCUCUCACCGAUGGCGCUGAACCAGACGCGCGCCUGCUCGCCGGCGCUGUUGAAGCUGGGGUUGGGGGUAAUGGCUCUGUGCAUCGCUGGUUACAUCCUGGGCCCACCUCUGUACUGGCAUUUCAUGGAGGGAUUAGCCGCCGUUAGCCGCUCCUCUUCCUCCGCCUGCCCUGCCUGUGACUGCGAUUGCUCUUCUCAGCCUCUCCUCUCCAUUCCUGAAGGACUCAGCAAUGGCUCCUUCGCAGAUUGUGCAAAGCGUGAUCCGGAGGUCGGUGAAGAUACGGAAAAGAAUUUUGCAGAACUUCUUUCAGAGGAAUUGAAGCUCCGUGAAACUGAAGCUUUGGAAAGUCAACAACGCGCUGACAUGGCUCUGCUCGAAGCCAAGAAGUUGACAUCGCAGUAUCAGAAAGAGGCAGACAAAUGCAAUUCAGGAAUGGAAACAUGUGAAGAAGCAAGGGAAAAGGCUGAAGCUGCAUUUGUAGCACAAAAGAAGUUGACGGCUAUGUGGGAACUGAGGGCUCGACAAAGAGGAUGGAGGGAAGGAGUCACCAAAGCUCGUUCCCAGUCUCAGGGAAACGUGCAGUCAGCUUAGAAUGUCACUAGUUGCAAAAUGCUCAUGUUCAGUUGAAAAGGUGCUGGAGGAAAUUGUAUUACGGUGUGCUUUCCAGGACUGGCUUUUGGAUCAAUCUGAUCUAAAUCUCUGGCCGCCAUCAAUAUUCAUUGCCCUAUCGAGUAUGCAGCCCAUUGCGUUGUGGAGGCAUCUGAGGAAGCAAAGCAGAUCAGAUGACCCUGGUUCCUGUAACAUAUAGUACGUAACCCUAGGCUAUUGGGUUACUGUGUGAACCUUGUUGAUCUUGAAAGUGAACCAUGGAAGUCCAUUUUACUGGGGAUAAGUUAUUAGGAUGUGUUAUGUAGAGAUACGGAUGGAAUUAGUGGGGAACCAUGGAGUCCUGAAUCAAUUUCGAAAACUAUGGUUGAUUGCUGUGUUUUAUUGCAUCAAAUUUUUCUGCACGUCCUUUUCUCUGUCAUUGAAAGACGGGAUAAUGAAUUGUUUUGUAGGG